Messenger RNA from Fonsecaea monophora, 1218 nucleotides. RefSeq lists its product as hypothetical. Gene Ontology annotation, molecular function: epoxide hydrolase activity. Bases 1 to 1218 code for a protein of 405 amino acids. Gene Ontology annotation, biological process: epoxide metabolic process. The record is from RefSeq and is a predicted model, not a curated record. The transcript has 3 exons. Lineage: Eukaryota; Fungi; Ascomycota; Eurotiomycetes; Chaetothyriales; Herpotrichiellaceae.
AUGGCGUCUUCCAUUCAGCCUUACAAAAUCACCGUCUCUGGUACCCGCAUCCAAGAGCUUAAUUCCAAGCUCGACAGUGCCACACAUCCAGAUGAGCUGGACUCUGCAGGGUGGGACAUGGGUGUCCCUUUGUCCGACAUCCAACGACUCACAAAAUACUGGCGCCAUGAGUUCAGCUGGCGAAGAGCUGAGGAGAAGCUCAAUGAACUACCUCAUUUUGUCACCACAAUCGCGUGUGAAGGUUACGAGCCUCUGAAUAUCCAUUUCCUGCACAAGAGAAGUUUGGCCAAGGGAGCAAUCCCACUGCUCUUCGUGCAUGGAUGGCCUGGGAAUUUCCUAGAGGUCACCAAAAUCAUUGAUGGUCUCUCUACCCCGACCCAAGGUCAAGUAUCCUUCCAUGUCGUCGCACCCUCGCUGCCCAACUUCGGAUUUUCAGAAGGCACGAGAAGACGCGGAUUUUCAGUCGAGCAGCAUGCAGAGACGUUGCAUAAGCUGAUGGAGAGGCUUGGAUAUGAUCAAUAUGUCACCCAAGGUGGUGAUUGGGGUUACUACAUCACUCGGGCUAUUUCGGCUCUCUACCCAAGCCAUUGCAGAGCCACACACUUCAAUAUGGACGUGGGCACUCGACCUACGCUCUUCACGCAUCCACUCCUCUUCGUGACCUCCCUCUUUCGACAUCUUUCUAACAGAGAGCAACAAGGUGUAUCCCGCACUGAAUGGUUUGACAAAGAAGGGUUCGGGUACAACCUGCUCCAAUCCACGAAGCCGCAGACGAUAGGCUACGCACUGGCUGACAGUCCUGUGGCUUUGCUGGCGUGGAUCUACGAGAAACUGCACGACUGGGCAGACGCCCGACGAAGAAAUCUGCACCUGGCUGAGCAUAUACUACUUCAGCACCGCCGGCCCCGCCGCCUCGUGCCGGAUAUACUACGAAAUGGGCCGUUCGGGCCCCUGGGGUCAUCGCUUCACCCUGGACGAACUCAGGCUUACCAGGCCAACGGGGUCAAGAUUGGGAUCAGCCAUUUCCCGCGAGAUAUCAAUGUGUUGCCGAGUUCGUGGACGAGGACCGUCGGCGAGGUCGUGUUUGAGAAGGAGCAUGACAAGGGGGGACACUUCGCGGCGUGGGAACGUCCCGAAGACAUUGUGCGCGACGUAAGGGAGAUGUUUGGACGGGGCGGUGGUGCUUACGGGGUUGUGGAAGGGAGGGAUGGGUAUUGA